Molecule: messenger RNA, 510 nt
Organism: Trypanosoma cruzi
Lineage: Eukaryota; Euglenozoa; Kinetoplastea; Trypanosomatida; Trypanosomatidae
Exons: 1
Coding region: 1-510 (169 amino acids)
Source: RefSeq, a predicted model, not a curated record
AUGACGAAAUACGAACUGAAGCUGCAGUAUUUUGACGAGUGGAUGAUGCGAUGGAGGAAGUUUCAGACGGAUUCGGAUUGGACAAUUGAGAAGAAUCGCCAGUGGUGGCGUAAGUGCAAUAUGGCGCUCUCUGCCGUGUUGUUUGGUUCACUGGUGGUGUACACUUCGGGGACGGCCACGCUGAAGCGCCAGUAUGGUCUCCCCCACUUUUUUGAUGUUGGCAUUGAUGGUCAGAUCAAACAAGCGGUCCUUCAGACUUUGACCUCUCGUUGGCGCUACACUCCGCAAGGUUAUGGCCGCGUGUUGCUGACGGGGAUUCCCACAUAUACGCUUUUUGUUCUUCUCGAGCAUUAUCAGGAGAGGCGACGCAUGCAUCUGUAUGUUGCCCAGAACACUGUGUUUGGGGAACAGAUGCGUCGUUUUUUGAAUACUGGGAAAAUUGAAGAAUAUCUUGCGGUGAACAUUAAGGGAUCUCUGCCUCCUUCUCAGCGAAGUAUUUACGCCUAUUAA